This is a messenger RNA of Knipowitschia caucasica, 372 nucleotides long. The record is from the annotation of a GenBank genome assembly. Lineage: Eukaryota; Metazoa; Chordata; Actinopteri; Gobiiformes; Gobiidae.
AUGAAUAAUGCAGACGAUCUAGUGGCGAGAGGUGCCAUGGGGGAUGGUGUUGAGGCAAAGCCCAUUGCCUGGAGCAUCACAUCAGAGGGCAAGAGCUCCCAAGGCACCAGCUGCACCCCCAUUGGCUUUGGAGUGGCAGGGCAGAGGUCAUGUGUGAACAACCAGAACUGCUGCUUCCCCUGUGAUGGACCACGGGGAAAUCAGCAGCCCCUGUCCAGACGUGGGUGGAGGACAUUUGUCAGUGACGCAGGGGAAUGGUGGACAGAUGUAGUAGCCGCUCUGCUCCCUCCAGGGCUGAUGCAGAGCAGUGAGGCGGCGGAGGAAUGGGCUUUGUGUCUGUGUGCGUUGCAAGUGUGGCGAAAAGGGAUCUGA